AUGAACGGCACAGGAGGCGGUGGCCGGCGGUUCAAGGACCGCCUCGCCUGGCUGCUCCGUCCCGCCAAUUCCUUUCUCCGUUCCUCGUGCAGCUCCUCCUCCUCCAACUCCAUCUCCACCUUCACAGCCAUAUCCACCUCCUCUGCCACCACCACAGCGACUGCGACUGCGCCUGUCCAGCCCUUCUCCUCCGCUCUCGGCCUCCUCCAACGCCCACAACCGGAGGAGAGCACGAAGACUCACCAGAAAAAAAGAGCCUGCUCCUCCUCCCGCCAUUGCCAUGCUCGCCGCCGUCAAUUCAAGAAUGCGGACGACGAGGUCACCAGGAAGCUCUCCACCAACCCCUUCGGCUUCACCACCACAGACGACGACAACGAAGAUACCGACGGCGACACGGAGACAUUCCUCUCCUCGAGAAGUCUCCUGUCCUCCGACUCCUCCGGCUUCUACUACACCUCCAGCAAUCUGCUGCCCAAGGACUGGGGCGGUCGCGACCACCACCGCCAGCGGCCGCAGCAAGCAAAGAGGCGUCGGCGGCGGAGGAGGAAGCGAGCGGCGAGCUGCGUGCAGUCAUCGUCGUGCGGCGUGAGGGACCAAGUUCGGGCGGGGUUCCGGCCGGUGGUAAUGGAGGAGGAGGAGCUGAGGAAGGGGCUGGCGGUGGUGAGGCGGUCGAGCGACCCCUACGGCGAUUUCCGGGAGUCGAUGGUGGAGAUGAUCGUCGAGCGGCAGGUGUUUGGCACGUCGGAGCUGGAGCAGCUGCUGCACACGUACCUAUCCCUCAACCCCGCGCGCCUCCACCCCGUCAUCCUCCAGGCCUUCUCCGACAUCUGGGUCGUCCUCCGCGGCUGCUAG
Molecule: messenger RNA, 852 nt
Organism: Lolium perenne
Lineage: Eukaryota; Viridiplantae; Streptophyta; Magnoliopsida; Poales; Poaceae
Biological process (GO): negative regulation of DNA-templated transcription
Source: RefSeq, a predicted model, not a curated record